Aspergillus sclerotioniger CBS 115572 is the source of this 1467-nucleotide messenger RNA. RefSeq names its product threonine aspartase 1. The transcript has 5 exons. Bases 1 to 1467 code for a protein of 488 amino acids. Gene Ontology annotation, biological process: protein maturation. NCBI's taxonomy places the organism in Eukaryota, Fungi, Ascomycota, Eurotiomycetes, Eurotiales, Aspergillaceae. The record is from RefSeq and is a predicted model, not a curated record. Gene Ontology annotation, molecular function: threonine-type endopeptidase activity.
AUGAGUCGUCUCGGAGGGGGUGGAGAUAUCUCCGCCAUUUUCGUUCAUGCCGGUGCUGGCUUUCAUGCACCACACAAUGAAAAAGCUCAUCUAGAGACCUGUGAUAAUGCGGCAAGAGUGGCCAUGGCAGUUCUAAAGAACGGCGGCUCGGCCGUCGAUGCCGUCGAGGCUGCCAUCAUGGUGCUAGAAGACUCCGAUAUUACCAAUGCGGGCUACAAUAGCAACCUGAAUAUUGAGGGUAAGGUCGAGUGUGAUGCUACCAUGGUGGACCAUCUAGGGCGGAGUGGUGCGGUAGGGGCCACGGCUCAAGUCAAAAACCCCAUCUCUCUUGCAAGGGUCAUCCUUGACGCCUCAUCGAGGCCCUUGUCACUGUCACGGGUGCCUCCGAACUUCUUGGUGGGACAGGGUGCAACGGAAUACGCCUACGAACAUGGGCUGGUGGUGCUACCCCCGGACGCCUUGAUCUCCCCAGGUGCGCGAGAUCGUUGGAAACACUGGCGACGGGAGCUGGAAGCUGCAACUCUCAGGGAGAGAAAGCAACACGGAGACCAUGAUCCUCAUAGAGCCUUCAUUCGCCGAUCAGUGUCUGUCAACCCAGCCCAGAUGCUGGAGCCGCUGUCGAGACCAGCCUCGGUGACUGGGAUAAGCUCUCCAGUUGUAAUAAAAGGGACGACUGCGGAUCCACGGCUCACCCGUCAACCCCACGGUAUAACGCCCCCAGCAGGCCCGGACUGCUCACCAUCCGACUCCCCCAGGGUCAAGGACGCCAAGUUUGUUGAUGGUAUACAGCAUGCUGCAUCCGCGACCUGGCCCUCCGGGGAUGGAAACCUGUCUUUGACUGACGGUAACUCUCCGUCGCCGUCUGCUGUCGAACCACUCCGUUCCUCUGACGCUACAGAAAUCGACCGCGUCAAUGACACCGUGGGCGCCAUUGCCAUAGACAGCUAUGGCAAUAUCGCCGCGGGCUCCUCUUCCGGGGGUAUUGGGAUGAAACACCGUGGCAGGAUCGGACCAGCUGCGCUUGUCGGCAUUGGGACUUUUGUCAUCCCGGUGGACCCUGGAGAUCCAGAGGCAACCAGUGUUGCGACGGUUACUUCAGGGACUGGCGAGCACAUCGCGACAACCAUGGCCGCCAGCACCUGCGCGUCGCGCGUUUACUAUAGCCACCGACGAUGCAAAGAUGGCAGUCUCGAAGAGGUCACGGAGGAAGAAGCCAUCAGGGCUGUGAUCGCCGAUGACUUCAUGGCUCAUCCAGGCGUCAGAGGCAGCAUUUCCCACGGUGCUAUCGGCAUCGUUUCGGUCAAGAAGUCCGUCGAUGGGAUAUUCCUCUACUUCGCACACAACACCGAUUCUUUCGCCCUUGCAUCGAUGAGCAGUGCCGACAAGAAGCCGGUCUGUGUCAUGUCGCGUAGCAGUGGGGGCGGCAGCAUCGCCCAGGGUGGCCGCGCUUGUCGACCCAAGAGGUAG